AUGGGUGCUGCGAUCUCUCAGCAGAUCUUGGAACUCCAGGGUGAGGAACAGACGGCCACGGCCAGAUCACAGGAGCUUGAGCGGGAGGUCAAGUCCCUAGACCAAAGCUACAAGCGGUACAGGGACCUUUGCUACACCUAUGGCGCCGCCAUCUUGAGGACACCCGAUGGUUUCCUGGGCGCCAAGUCCGAGGAUUCCAAGCGACGGGGCAUAGAGGCGCUGGUGGAGGUCUUGGCCAAUCGCUUCGGCUGGCCAGAGGUGGCCUUCUUGCGCCUGGACCGGCGCGGCGCGGGCCGGCUCGGUGCGCAAGAGCUGCGGAUGGGUUUGCUGCUGGGUGCCAAAGUCGACUUCCCGGCCGUCACCGGGCUGACUGCGGAAGCUCUGCUGGCUGCCAUCGACCGCCGAGGAGCAGGCUUCAUCACAGCCUCAGACCUGGCGGCGUGCAGGCCGGAGCUCUGGAAGUCCUGCGGCGCGCGGCCGCCGGAGCUGGAGGAGAAGUUCCGGGCCAGCCCCGGAGUUUGA
This is a messenger RNA of Effrenium voratum, 522 nucleotides long. The record is from the annotation of a GenBank genome assembly. Lineage: Eukaryota; Dinophyceae; Suessiales; Symbiodiniaceae.